Messenger RNA from Nanorana parkeri, 2005 nucleotides. It is a transcript of the gene MGLL, whose product is annotated as monoglyceride lipase. Gene Ontology annotation, molecular function: lipase activity. The transcript has 8 exons. The record is from RefSeq and is a predicted model, not a curated record. Lineage: Eukaryota; Metazoa; Chordata; Amphibia; Anura; Dicroglossidae. The coding region runs from base 145 to 1080 and encodes 311 amino acids. Gene Ontology annotation, cellular component: membrane.
UGAUCAGCUGCACAGUCUGCACUGGCUGUCAGUUAGAGGGCUGACACCGAGCUGGGCACCAGCGGCAUCACCCAGCACAGCAUGGCACUCCGGGGCUAGGAUCUUCUCUGCUGGCUCUUUCUGGCUGGGCAGCACCCUGUCACCAUGCCUGAAGACGGCGCCCCCGAUGCGAGUCCUCCGGGCGCCCCAGAGAAGGGACCGCAGCAUUAUGUCAACCAAGAUGGGCAGAAGAUUUUCUGCAGAUACUGGAAGCCCGAAGCACCGCCAAGGGCUCUGGUGUUUGUGGCCCACGGCGCUGGAGAGCACUGCGGCCGAUACGAUGACCUGGCGCAACUAUUCACCAGCUUAAAUUUGCUCGUAUUUUCCCACGAUCACGUUGGACACGGACAGAGCAAUGGUGACAGGAUGAUAGUAUCCGACUUCCAUGUUUAUGUCAGGGACAGCCUUCAGCACGUGGACCUCAUGCGGAAGGAGCACCCGGAUGUACCGCUGUUUAUCUGUGGGCACUCCAUGGGUGGCGCUAUCAGCAUUUUGAUGGCCAAUGAGAGGCCGGCCGACGAAUUCUCUGGAUUGAUCCUAAUAUCACCGUUGGUGGUGCCAAACCCGGAGUCGGCGUCUUCUUUCAAGGUGUUUGCAGCUAAAAUUCUAAACCACGUUCUGCCCAAUUUCACCCUUGGCGGCAUUGACCCUAACUGUUUGUCUCGGAAUAAGCAGGAGGUGGAAUGUUAUGUCACUGACCCCUUGGUUUACCACGGCGGACUGAAGGUUUCCUUUGGAGUGCAGCUCCUCAAUGCCACGGCCCGGGUGGAGAAGGCGCUCCCGCACUUCAAGCUGCCCCUGAUACUGUUCCAUGGCACCGCCGAUAAGCUUUGUGAUUUCAAAGGCUCGCAGUUCAUGAUGGACACCGUCCCCAGCGAAGAUAAAACACUAAAGGUGUAUGAAAAUGCUUUCCACGUUUUGCACAAAGAACUUCCCGAGGUGACAAAUGCCGUGUUCCAGGAGAUCAAGAGCUGGAUGCUCCAAAGGCUAGAGGCGUCCGCACCAGCUACGGUGACAACAGAAGGGACAAAAAGUACUUAGGGGCCACUACACCCAACAACGUCCUGAUGGACUCUCGCGUCCUCCCAUAAUAGCCUACUUCAAACUAAGCCUCCAUUCAAGUCACUUCUCAGCUGAGCCUCCACGCUAUACUAACUCCUCUUCCUAAUGGCCUCCAGCUCCGAUUUCCAAGUCACAGGAAACCACCACAGGGAACUCUGAUGGCGUAGGACAACACUUGACAAAGCACAAGAAAGCCACAAAUGCAGCCAAUGGAAAUCUCUCGCCGCACUCAGCUGGGGUGGAUGCACAAGAGGACCGCGGGAGAUUUCAGCUCGCAGACAAUAUGUCUCUACGAAGGAUUUGGGCAUUUAAAGUUCUCAGCAAUAAUUUUACAAUGUGCAUCCACCUUCCCGGAAGCCUUGACUUCACCGGAACCGCAUAGAGGAAAGACUCCCGGGUCUACAAAGAAGCCUCGACCUGUCACCGUAAAGCACAAAAAGCAAUACGAUCUCAUCGUCCGUAGGAAGAAAACAAGAAUGUAUAUCGCGCCGUUUGCUUGUUUUUGCUGGCGGACCUCCGGGGAAAAAGCGACACAACUGUGUUUUUCAGAUCAGCUGUGAAGGAAUCCUUUGUACAUAUUCCCUUUUACCUGUUUUAAUAGAUUUUAUUACACAUUAUAUAUAUAAAAAAAUAAUAAUUUAAUAUGUUAAUAUAUUUUCUGCCUGUGUAGGACAAGGCGGGGAAAAAAAAAAACCGUACCGGUAGGUUUUUUUAGAUUAUUUUUUCAAUUCUAGAAAAAAAAGUAAAUUUGUGGCCUUUUUGCCUGCUAACCGCUAAUGUAUGUAAAUUUUUUAUCUGACCAAGAAGACACAGUGAUUUCUGUUGGGUAAUGUGCUUUAGGUUAUCUUUGGCCGCAACAACAACAACAAAACAUAACUUGAAAAAUACACUCCGGUGGAACACA